This is a messenger RNA of Closterium sp. Naga37s-1, 3690 nucleotides long. NCBI's taxonomy places the organism in Eukaryota, Viridiplantae, Streptophyta, Zygnematophyceae, Desmidiales, Closteriaceae. The record is from the annotation of a GenBank genome assembly.
AUGGUGAUCACCGACGGGCAGCGCCUUGUGACCGAGCAGCUGCAGGAUGAGAGUAGUAUGGAUGGAGUGCAGCAGAGUGGGGGGAUGGAGAUAGGGGAGCAGCAGAUAGAGGUGCAGCAGAGUGGGGAGCUGCAGAUAGGGGAGGAGCAGAUUGAGGACCAGCAGAUGGUGGACCGGCAGCCAGGGGAGCAGCAGACAGGGGAGCCGCAGACGGGGGAGCAGGAGAUGUGGGGAAUUAGAGAUGGUGGUCGUGUGUUGGUUUCUGGGACGACCACUGCGUCGCUCCACUCGCAUCACUCGUGGUGUCCCGCCUAUGAGGAAGAGGAAGAAGAGGAGGAAGAGGAGGUGGACGAUGAUGAGGAAGAGGAUGAGAAGAGCGGAGGCGCAGCAGGCGGUGAAAAGGAGAAGCCGAAGAAGUUCCGGUUCUUCCCCCAGCUGCUAGCAGCAGCGCCCAUAGGCGCGGGGCAGCUGCUGCUGCGCCUGCCCCUGCCCCUGCUGCUCAACGCCUCGCGCUGCUCCGCGCCCUUCCCCCGCCACCCCCUCCCCCCACGCCUCCCCCUUUCCCCCGAAGGCGACCUCGCCGCCUGCCUGCUGCUGCUACAGCAGCAGGGGGAGGGGGGCGAGCCGGGGAAGGGAGUGGCGGAAGGAGAGGGGGAAGCUGCGGGGGAAGGUGAGGGAGUGGGUGAGAGCUGGGGAGCGCAAGUGACUCCUGCUGUGCUGCCGGCGCUGCUGGCGUCCCGCACGGCCCACCUGCUGCCCAUGCUCAGAAACGACCUCCCCCACCUGCCCCUCCUCCACCAGGUCCGCCCUCCCCCUCCCCCUCCUUCUCGCUCUCCACCUUGCCUUCCCCUUCCCCCUCCUUCUCGCUCUCCACCUUGCCUUCCCCUUCCCCCUAAGCUCCCCUCACCUCCCCCACUUCCCAAGUUCUUGCUCCCUGCCUUGGCUCAGAGGCAGCAGUACGAGCACGAGUAUGCCAACUGGACCGCCACAAUUAGCACCACCACUGGCAGCAGCAACAGCAGUGCUGUGUCGCUGCCGUCGCUGCAGCAGUUUCUGGCGACGGUGGCGGCCGUGAGGGCGCUGGCUCUGCCCAUGCGCCUGCCGCCCCUGCCGGAGGGGGAUGCGGAGGGGGAGGAGCAGGGGGGCAGGGGGAAGAAGGGCGGGAAGAAGGGCGGAAGGAGGGGAGGGAAGAGGCAGAAGAAGCAGAAGCAGCGGCGGUUUGAGCUGACGGUGGUGCCUCUCGUAAAUGCUGUAGCGCGGGCCAAUGAGAGGAGCCAAGGGAACGUGCGAUGGGAGCCAGCUCACCCACGCGGGGUUCCACCUGAGGGCGUCUGCAUUCCCUUCUCCCUUACAAUCCCUUUAUCCCCACCCCACCCUCCCCCCCUCUCUCCCCGCAAUCCGCAGCUCACCCACGCGGGGUUCCACCUGAGGGCGUCAGAAGCCAUUCCCACCGGGGCUGCCCUCGUGCUGCCUCUCAACGGCGGCCUGCCCGACCCGCUGCAAGCAGCAGCAGCGCAUGCAGGGGCGCAGGGGACAGCAGCAGACAGGGAGAGCGAGGAGGAGGAUGGGGAGGGGGGAGUGCACUUGACAUCAUUGGAGGAGGUGGAGGAGGCAGACAGCCACGUGUCGCCGGUCACGCUGCUCUCGAACGACGAUGCCUUCCUCUCCCUCGGGAUCAUCUCCCUCUGCUCCGCCUUUGAUCGCGUCCAGCUCGUCCCGUCGUACGAUGCACACACUCAGCACGUAUUGCUCAGCACAUCCUCAUCCGCCUUUUCCUCUGUCACUUUCUCUUCUUCAGCCCCCCCUUCCUCUUUUUCGAAUCUCUACCCGUCAUACGAUGCGCUCACGCAGAGCGUCCUCAGUGCAGCGCACGUGAACCCCGACUUCAAGCUGUCAGCCUUCAUGAAGCUGGCUGAUCGCGUGCGCACAGCGCUGCUCAAGGAGGUGAUGUGGUGGGGGAGGGGAGGAAAUGGCACUCACACUCACACCCCACCCAUGCCCCUAUCUCCCCUCUCUCUCCCCUCCCUCUCCCCCCCUUCUCUUUCCACCCUUCUCCCCUCCCCUUCCCCCCCGCAUCAGCUCUACCCGUCAUACGACGCGCUCACGCAGAGCGUCCUCAGUGCAGCGCACGUGAACCCCGACUUCAAGCCAUCAGCCUUCAUGAAGCUGGCUGAUCGCGUGCGCGCUGCACUGCUCAAGGAGGUGCUGUGUUGGGGGGAGGGAGGAAAUGGCAAUCACACCCACACCCCACCCAUGCCCCUAUCUCCCCUCUCUCUCCCCUCCCUCUCCCCCCCUUCUCUUUCCACCCUUCUCCCCUCCCCUUCCCCCCCGCAUCAGCUCUACCCGUCAUACGACGCGCUCACGCAGAGCGUCCUCAGUGCAGCGCACGUGAACCCCGACUUCAAGCCAUCAGCCUUCAUGAAGCUGGCUGAUCGCGUGCGCGCUGCACUGCUCAAGGAGCUCUACCCGUCAUACGAUGCGCUCACCCAGAGCGUCCUCAGUGCUGCGCACGUGAACCCCGACUUCAAGCCGUCAGCCUUCAUGAAGCUGGCUGACCGCGUGCGCACAGAGCUGCUCAAGGAGGUGCGCGGGGUGAAGCAGCAGGUGCUCUCCACCCUGGUGCAGGAAAAGCUGCUCGCUGCCGCUGUGCGGGCCGAGAGCGGCCGCGGCGUGGGAGGGAGAGGCGGCAAGGGGGAGAGAGGAGGAGGGGUGAAGGGAGGAGGAAAGGGAGGAGGGAAGGGAGUGGUUGGGAAAACGGAGGAGGCGGGGAAGGAGGAGGAGGGGUGUGGAGGGGGCGUGGUGGAUCAGCUGCUGUUCUGGGAGAGGCGACGGGCCAUGCGGCAACGGUACCGGCAGCGGCAGAGGAAGCGAGCCGCUGCCCUGCUGGCUGAACUAGAGGCUGAGAGGGCAGAACGAGGCGAGGUAGAGGGAACGGGCAAGGGCAAGAAGGGCAAGAAGGGGAGGAAGGGGAGGAAGGGGAGAGGAGAUGAGGAGGAAGAGGAGGAGUGGGGGGAGGACGAGGAGGAUGCGGUGGAGGGUCUGUAUGUGUACUCGGGUGGCAGGAUGGACCCUGAGCUGGUGGCGUACUUCAGUGCCGUUGUGCUGCUGGCUGCCACAGGGCAAAUGCCGUUGUGCUGCUUGCAGCUACAGGCCAAAGUAAGUGAGUCGGGCUUUGCGGCACCCCUCAGGCUGCCUCAAAGCCCAAAGGGGGAUGCGGUGGAGGGGCUGUAUGGGUAUUUGGAUGGCAGGAUGGACCCUGAGCUGGUGGCGCACUUCAGUGCCGUUGUGCUGCUGGCUGCCACAGGCCAAAUGCCGGACGUCAUCUCCUUGGCGCGUGUGAGCGUGUCAUACGCAUGGAACCUGGACGGCAUCACAACAUGCACGUACAUGCCGCUGCUCUCCGACCCCUCCCACCCGCUCUACAUGCGCAUCCCCCUCGACCCCACCAACCCCUCCGCCUCGCCGCCGUCACCCGGUAACCACCCGGUGGUAACCGCACUCUCGCUUGCCCUGGACGUCACUGCCAGCAGCCUGCAGCGGCCGAUAUCAGAUCUCAUGACUGCAAUGAUUGCUCUCGACGAGGUCGGGCGGCGACUGAUAGAGACGGAGCCCAUCUGCCACAUGGCGCAGCACUCUGAGAUUCUAUCCGAGACCCUGGAUAAGGUGAGUGACGCUCGGUGUGCCACAUGA